CUAAAAGCUGACUGACAGACGAGUUUCUCAUUCAGCCAUUUUAGCAAGAUGAUGUUAGCAGCUGUGCUGUUGUUGACGGGUAUAUACUCAACAUUGGAAUUCAAUAUAUACCCAAAGCCAGAGUAUAAUUAUUCCAGUGCUGAUUUACUGUUUGGACAAACUAUUAUUCAGACAAGGGAUGGAGUUCUUGUUUUAUCUCCCAGUAAAGGAGAUGUUUUCAGAUGCACAAUGAAAAGCUGUUCAAAUAUGAAUGAUAAAGAGGGAGUAGGUAAAUAUGUGAGACCAGUAUCUUCUGCCACAUCCAGCAUAAAUGAAGACAAAGAGCAGCUGCUGGUCUGUGGCCAAGUCCGGACCUUGAAUUCUUCAACAGAGUAUUUGAAUGCAGAUUGUGUGCAUAUGUCAAACCAAGAAAAGUACAUUAUCUAUCCUGCCAAAUUACAACAGAACAACAGCAACAAUAAUCCAGGCAUAACAACACAUCUUAAUCAAGAUCACUGGAGAAUGAAAAGAGAUGCUGGCAGUGCUAACACAGAUGAAGAGGAAGAAGAAGAUGCUGGAACGGAAAUUGCGUUUGUGCUGGAUGGCUCAGGUAGCAUUGAUGAGGAAGAUUUUGAAAGAGCCAAGGACUUUAUAAUUAAUGUGACAACUAAAGUUUGGACAACAUGCUUCAGUUGCAAUUUUGGAAUAGUUCAGUUUGGAAGAAAAAUAAGGACAGAACUCUCUCUAGAAGAAAAUAACGACACUGCCCGGGCUUUGGAGAAAAUAAAGAGCAUAGAACAGAUUGGCGAGAUUACCAUAACAGCCUCCGCCCUGCACCAUGUUCUCACAGAUAUUUUUGUUCCUGAAAAUGGGUCAAAAAAGAACGCCAAAAAAAUGAUUAUUCUGUUGUCUGAUGGGCAAAUGUCAGGAGAUAAGCGAACCCUUCCAGAAGUUUUGGAAAUGCCAGAGAUGAAGGGUAUUGUUCGCUAUGCUAUAGGGGUUGGACCAGAAAUUGUGAAAAGAACUGAAGCAAUAGAUGAGAUGAUAGAGAUAUCCGGGAGCGGAGACAGAUUUUUUAAUGUUUCUAACUAUGCAGGCUUGGAAAACAUUAUAUCUUCUUUAGAACAAAGCAUUGUUGGGAUUGAAGGCAUUCAGAAGGGAGCUGGAUUUCAAUUUGAACUUGCAGAGGCGGGUUUCAGCUCUCACCUUACUCAUGAUGGGUCCAUGCUGUUUGGGGCUGUGGGGGCCUAUGACUGGAGCGGUGGAAUCAUUUUGAAACAAAAAGACAAAGAGACUGUGGCAUUUCUAAAUGCAACCAGUGAAGAGCCCAGAUUUUCCUAUUUGGGUUACAGUGUGGCAUCUGCACAUGUUGGUGCUAAUACACUCUACAUAUCUGGAGCUCCCAGGUACAAUUUGACUGGUGCAGUGUACAUAUUUGAUGGAAACAAACAGGAUUUGCUAAAAGGAGAUCAGGUUGGCUCAUACUUUGGAUCAGUUCUCUGUGCACUUGACAUAGAUAACAAUAAAGAGACGGAUUACCUUUUGGUUGGCGCACCGCACUUUCAUGAAAAAGGAGAAGAGGGCAAAGUGCUGGUGUACAAACUGCAUCAGGGAAAGUUCGAGCUUCAAAAAUAUGAACUGCGACAUCUGGAAAAGUACAUCUAUGCAAGGUUUGGCUCUGCUAUAGCUGAUAUUGGAGACAUUGAUGGGGAUGGAUUUAGGGACAUAGCAGUUGGAGCUCCUCUUGAGGAAGCAGAUGAUCUGCCGGGAAGUUCAGGAAGUGUCUACGUGUUUAAUACAGUUGGCACAACAAUAAGUCAACAGUUUUCACAGAGAAUCUCACCAUCAGAUUUCAGAGAAAAACUCGUGCAUUUUGGCCAGGCUGUAAGUGCCAUGUCUGCCUCAAACAAUGAUAAAGCAAAACUCAUCUGUGUUGGGAGUGAAGGGGCCAUAACCACGUUUAAGACACUUUCAGUCAUCAUUAUCAAUCCACAAUUCAAAAAAAUUGAUGAUGAACCCAUUCCUCUUAACAUGCAAACCGAUAAGAAAUCAGUUCCACUAAACAAAAACUUCCAAAUCUGUUUUAAUACAGACAGAGGAAGACUUAUCUCUGAUGAUGAACUACCAAUACAGUAUGAUAUAGAUUUGGACUAUGGUAAAGAAAUCAAAAGAUUUAGUUUUGUAAAUCCUCAUGAAAGAAACACCUUUACUCUAACAGAAUCACUUGCCUGCACAGACGUAAUUAAGAUAAAAUAUGAGGGAUGCACUGACUGUUUCUCACCUAUCAAAAUAAGGGUGAAUUUUACUUUGGCUCCAACGUCUGGAAUACCUUUGCGGGUUCUUGAUUUGUAUAGCUCAAGAGAGGCCAUAAAAGAGAUUCUUUUUGAAAAGGACUGCAAAGACAAAGAAAACUGCACAGCAAAAAUUUCACUAGCUAACUUUACACUGAGCAACGACUUGAUUCUAAUGGGAUCCAGUCAAACCCUGAAUUUAAGGUUUGAUUUUACGAACAAGGGUUACAGCUCGUAUAUGACCACUCUGAUUUUAACUUAUCCAGCAAUACUAAACACAAAGAAAGCUGAGGGAUUCUGUGAGGUCAACAAGGAUGAAAAUCAAAUCAUUUGCAAACUUUUACAUCCAGUUUUCAAAAGGAAUGAAUUGAUCAGUGUUGAAGCUGCCUGGCAGUCUAAAGGUAGCAAAUCAGACCUGGGAAAUGCUGCAAUUACUGCUGUCCUAAUAGGUGGAAAUAAUGGCACUGAAGAGCUUGGCAGUAAAAGCUUUCCUUUCAAAGUGAAGAAUCCCCUUAAAGUUUUGCUCUCUGGAACAGCACAUCCAACAAGACUCACUAUUGGAGAGGGUAAAGAACACACCGGCAAACAAGAGCUGAAGUUUACAUUUAAGUUGUUGGGUGAAAACAAAUAUAUGGACAAAUUGAACGUCACUAUAAGGAUAAUAAAGAACACAACUAAAACUGAUGUCAGAAUUGUUAAAGUUCAACCUGAGAACUGCACGUAUCCCUCCAACACAGAAGUUAUGAGCAUCUUUGAGAUUGUAUGCACGCUGACAAAUCUGCAAGACAUUAACGUUAUCGCUGACACAGAUAUCCAUGACAUUGAGAACAAAGAUGAGAAGAUCACUGCUAUUGGAGAACUGAGCUUUAAUGAGACCAUCUUUGAUGGAACAGGCAUAACAAAGACAGAUAAAGUGGUGGUUUUACUUGAAAAGCUGAAAGUUAAGACAAAUUAUGGCUAUAUUAUAGGCAGCGCCAUUGGAGGCUUUCUUUUGUUAAUCAUCAUUAUCAUUAUUCUUGUCAAGUGUGGAUUUUUCAGUCGUCGCCAACAUAUGGAUCGCACACGGAGUUCACACUGAAGCUUGUCCUAUGGUCUGCUGUUUUACAAUCAAUUUAAAGUUGUACCAAAAAGACAAGGACCAAAGUGUCAGGAAUUCAGCACUGGUGACGACAGCGCCCCCAGUAGAGGAUCACCUAAAUUGUGCAGAAGCUACGACCAUGAGAUAGUUUGAAUAUAAAUUAAUAAUAAAUAAUAACAAAUAAAACUCUAUAAUAUAAUAAUGAAUAA
This is a messenger RNA of Trichomycterus rosablanca, 3557 nucleotides long. It is a transcript of the gene itgae.2, whose product is annotated as integrin, alpha E, tandem duplicate 2. The transcript is spliced from 33 exons. NCBI's taxonomy places the organism in Eukaryota, Metazoa, Chordata, Actinopteri, Siluriformes, Trichomycteridae. The record is from RefSeq and is a predicted model, not a curated record. Gene Ontology annotation, biological process: cell-matrix adhesion; cell adhesion mediated by integrin; cell-cell adhesion. Gene Ontology annotation, cellular component: integrin complex; external side of plasma membrane. Gene Ontology annotation, molecular function: integrin binding. Bases 49 to 3348 code for a protein of 1099 amino acids.